Molecule: messenger RNA, 339 nt
Organism: Sphenostylis stenocarpa
Lineage: Eukaryota; Viridiplantae; Streptophyta; Magnoliopsida; Fabales; Fabaceae
Source: the annotation of a GenBank genome assembly
AUGUUAUGGAAGGAGAAGAUGCUUUGGAUGGAGAAGAAGUUAAGGAAGGAAAAGAAGUUAGGGAAAGAGAGGAAGUUAAAGAAGGAGAAAAAGUUAAGGAUAGAGAAAAAGUUUGGGAUGGAGAAGAAGUUUGGAAUGGAGAAGAAUUUAAUGGAAGGAGAAGAAGUUAAGGAAGAAGAAGAAGUUUUGGAUGGAGAAGAAGUCAAGGAUAAAGAAGAAAUUAUGGAUGGGGAAGAAGUUAAGGAGGGAGAGAUGAUUAUUAUGGAUGGAGAAGAAGUCAAGGAAGGAGAAGAAGUCAUGGACGGAGAAGAUGUUAUGGAAGGAGAAGAUGCUUUGUGA